ACGCCCUGCGAUCUAGGGAGUGAGGGCGGGCAGCACUGGAUUUCCUCUCUCUCUACAUCCAUAAUUCAGCGUUCGCACCUUCCUCCUACUCCUCUUCUCCUCUUUGCCUUCUUCUUCUUCUUCUUACUGCUGCUGCUGCCGUAUGCUGCCGUUGCUUUUGAUGUUAUAUUAGGUUACACUCCAGUUCCAUCACAGCCUACCUGAGGUAUUCACUGAGACAGAGCUCCGCUGUCUCCACUCAAAGUACACAGAGGAUAAGUGGUGACUAUUGGGAGACCAAGGACAUUGAUCUAUGUGAGGAGGGUCCACAGUGCCAAACAACAAGGAAAGACAGAAUGGUCACCAUAAUCAACUCCAGUUUCUGGUAAAACUACAAAAGUCAUUGUCCGUCCAUUUUCUACUCUAGACCCUGGCUGUUCCAUGAUGUAAGUGAAGCUUGCUGUGAUUCUCCUCAAUUGACAGUUAGACCAUGAACCUUAGAGACUCUAUCGUUGCACGGACCAGGCCUUCCCCAGUUUGGAUUUAGAGCCACCCUCAUCUAUCCAUCGAAACCGCCAGCCACGUGAGGCUGCAGCGGUGGCCGGUGGUGGUGGCGGUGGUGGGAGGACCUUCACACAUAGCGCAAAGCACGCUGGGAUAUUUUUCCCAAAAACACACUGAGGCACCACCAUGAGGAAAUCCACCACCUCCUGUCUUUGUCACAUACUGGUCUGCCUUUGCUUCAUCCAGAGGUGCUAUGGGGCUAGCCAUCAUAUCCCAGCCGACAAAGUGACCAUCGCCAAGAACCAGACCAAACUGGCCAAUGGUGAGACAGAAGUGCACCACAGGCCUAAACGUGGCUGGAUCUGGAACCAAUUCUUUGUUUUAGAAGAACACAUAGGACCGGACACUCAAUACGUGGGAAAGCUUCAUUCCAACUCAGACAAAGGGGAUGGCUCCGUAAGGUACAUUCUGAGUGGGGAAGGUGCUGGGAGUAUAUUCAUCAUCAACGAGGUGACAGGAGAUAUUCAUGCAACAGAAAGCCUGGACCGGGAGAGGAAAGCACACUACGUCCUCCACGCACAAGCCUUCGACCGCAACACUGAAAAGCCCCUGGAACCAAAGUCAGAAUUCAUCAUCAAAGUCCAGGACAUCAAUGAUAACGCCCCAACAUUUCCAGAUGGUCCUUUUGUAGCUGCUGUGCCUGAGAUGUCUGGAGUGGGUACUUCGGUAUAUCAAGUUACUGCAACGGACGCUGAUGACCCCACAUAUGGAAAUAGUGCCCGAGUGGUCUACAGUAUUCUCCAAGGACAACCAUAUUUCUCUGUUGAUCCCAAAACUGGAGUCAUCAGGACUGCCUUAGCCAACAUGGACCGGGAGGCGAGAGAACACUAUGCUGUAGUCAUUCAAGCCAAAGACAUGGCAGGAUCAGUUGGAGGACUUUCUGGAUCCACCACUAUCAACAUCACCCUCACCGACGUCAACGACAACCCUCCCAAGUUCCCGCAAAAAAAUUACCAGCUGUACGUCCCGGAGUCGGCCCAGGUUGGCAAGCCAGUGGGGAAGAUAAAAGCCAAUGACGAGGACCUUGGAGUCAAUGCAGAGAUCAAGUACAGCAUCAUCAAUUCAGAAGGAGCAGCCAUGUUCUCCAUCAACACUGACAGGGACACCAGGGAGGGAAUCAUCAGCCUCAAGAAGCCACUGAACUACGAGAGGAAGAAGACCUACACCCUUCAAAUUGAGGGAGUGAAUAGCCACUUGGAGCCUCUUUUUUCCUACCUUGGUCCUUUCAAAGAUACUGCCACCCUAAAGAUCACUGUGGGAGAUGUGGACGAACCGCCUGUAUUCUCUAUGGACUAUUACAUCAUGGAUGUUUAUGAGAACGCUCGGAUUGGUAGAGAGGUGGGGGCUGUAACUGCCAGGGAUCCAGACAGCAAAAACAGUCUUGUCAGGUAUUUCAUCGACCACAGUGAGCACAGCGAUAAGUAUUUUAACAUCGACAUGGACAGCGGAGUUAUAAAGACUACCCAGAGUCUGGACCGGGAGGACAUGCCAUGGCAUAACAUCACUGUGAUAGCUUCGGAGGUUGACAACCCUAGCCUCCUCAGCCAUGUCCCCGUCACUGUGCAGGUGUUGGAUGUGAACGACAACCCUCCUGAAAUUAACAAGGACAAGGAGGUCAUUGUGUGUGAGAGCUCAAGGCCAGGACAGGUGAUUCAGACUAUGACUGCAGUGGAUAAGGAUGACUUUGCAAACGGACAGAGAUUCUCCUUCUCGUUGCCGAGCGGAGUCCCUGUCAACCCCAACUUCACCCUCAAGGACAACGAAGACAACACAGCGAGCAUCAUCACACGGCGGAGGCAGUUCAGUCGGCUCGUCCAGGAGCUAUACGAGCUCCCCAUUGUGGUGUGGGACGGUGGGGAGCCAGCGCUGAGUGGCACUAGCACACUGACCCUGCGGGUGUGCCCGUGCCAGCGCAAUGGGAGGGUGCAGACGUGCCAGGAUGAGAGGGGACUCCUCUCCUCGGCAGGCCUCAGCACGGGGGCCCUGAUCGCCAUCCUGCUGUGCAUCGUCAUCCUGCUGGCGAUUGUGGUUCUGUUCAUCACCCUGCGGCGGAGCAAGAAGGAGCCCCUCGUCAUCUCUGAGGAGGACGUCCGCGAGAAUGUGGUAACAUACGACGAUGAGGGGGGCGGCGAGGAGGACACUGAGGCCUUCGACAUCAUCACCCUACGGAACCCCGCCGCCGCUGAGGAGCUCAAGUUUAGACGGGACAUCCGGCCGGAGGCGGCCCGACAACGCGGGCAAAACCGAGGCUGCCACAGUCCCCCGGAGCUGAACCAGGUGGAUGUGCAGGAGUUUAUUAAACAAAGACUGGUGGAGGCAGACAUGGACACUAGCGGGCCUCCAUAUGACUCCCUCCAGACCUACGCAUACGAGGGUCAAAUGUCUCCGACAGGUUCCAUCAGCUCUCUGGACUCCCCGGGAACACACUCAGAACAGGAUUAUAACUACCUGGACGACUGGGGGCCUGAGUUUCAGAAACUGGCAGAACUCUACGUGGAGGAUACGGAUGUAGCAGAGUCAGAUGUGGCAGUUGCGGUGACAGUGGCGACCUAGCCUGUCAACGUCGGUCACACCGUCUGUAAAACCAAAACCUUCUCUCUCUCAGUCCUCCUCCUCGACUUGUUUCAAAACGAUGAAAUAUAAAUGCUUUUGAACUCGUUCCAGCUGAUCUACUUUUCCUGUUGAAUUGCAGACUGCCCUUUUUUUCAGUUUUCCAUUUGGAACAUGGGUCUAAUAUGCGGAUGGAUUGAUUUUGGGGUGGAUAACGGAAAAAGGAAAAUAUUUUUCCUGUUGUAUAUUUUUUAUUGCUCAAUAAAGUCCUUAAUUCCA
Molecule: messenger RNA, 3372 nt
Organism: Oncorhynchus gorbuscha (pink salmon)
Lineage: Eukaryota; Metazoa; Chordata; Actinopteri; Salmoniformes; Salmonidae
Product: cadherin-18-like
Exons: 13
Coding region: 670-3096 (808 amino acids)
Biological process (GO): homophilic cell-cell adhesion; cell morphogenesis; calcium-dependent cell-cell adhesion
Cellular component (GO): catenin complex; plasma membrane; adherens junction
Molecular function (GO): cadherin binding; calcium ion binding
Source: RefSeq, a predicted model, not a curated record